AUGCAGGGUGGUGGCCAUGGUCAAUCGCAAGAGAACACAGAUUCAUUGUUAGCUGGCAUGGUCGAACAGUUGAUGCAAGAGUCUGAAAAUCCUCCGAGGGAAGUCAAGGGCGUCUCGGACGAGUUCCUCGCUCAGCUGGACAGAGUGCCAAAGUCGAGCUUGAAGGACAAGGACUGCCCCAUCUGCGGCAACCCUUUCCUUGACGGCAAGUCCACGCACUCUCAGGGCAUUGUUGUCGCAUGA
Aureobasidium vineae is the source of this 243-nucleotide messenger RNA. NCBI's taxonomy places the organism in Eukaryota, Fungi, Ascomycota, Dothideomycetes, Dothideales, Saccotheciaceae. The record is from the annotation of a GenBank genome assembly.